GGAGUGCAGGGGGGGUGGGGGGGAGGCAGUGCCGCGAGUAUCGUGUAGCAGGCUAGAUUGAUUACUUAGGAGUGUUAAAGGGAAAGCAAGCAGGGGAGCAGGCAGAUUUUUUUGUCCGGGACUCGAGAGUGAUUGUUGCCGGAGCUGCCAUUCCACUUGCUCUUUAUCCCCUCUUUCUCCCUCUCUCUCUCUCUCUCUCUCCCCCUCCUUCUCUCUCACUCUCUGUUUCUCUCUACUCGGCGCCUUCCCGCUGUUGUCCAAGGCAGAGCAGCACAGCACAGCACAGCACAGGGUCAGAUGAAAGGCAAACGCUGGACUCGCCGGGGCAGACGGCUGUCUCAUCUAUCAGUGCAGCCAGAGGGGAGACGCGCAGGCACACACACGCUCACACACACACACACACUCAGAGAAACAGGAGAGGGCUCUGUGUGUAUGUGUGUGUGUGUUUAAACCAGGAAGGGGGGGCAGAGCAGGAGGAGAUGUGAUAGUACAAGGGUGAGGGGAGGACAUAGGAGGAGGUGGAGAUAGGUGGUCGUCCUCUUGUUGUCUCUGGACUCCUUUUUUAAAAAACUGGAAAGUCCGAUUGAGUUCCGUGCGCUGUGUUGACUGCUGGUGGGAUGGGGGGCAGGAGGAAGCACAAGCUGAAGGCGCUCUUUUUCUUUCUCUUUUCUUCUCUUGCUCUGUCUCUCUCUAUCGGUCUGUCCCUCCCUUUCCUUGCUCUUGCGCCACUCAAAGGGACUUCUUCAGCUAGAGACUCCUUUUCCUCCUCCUCUUACAUGAAGGGCACGGGAAGCGGUCAUGUCUGCGGACUCGUUCGGAGCAGGUGGCAGCGAUGCCCAGCAGAGCCUGCAGUCCUUCUGGCCUCGAGUCAUGGAGGAGAUCAGGAACCUCACUGUGAAGGAUUUUCGCGUGCAAGAGCUUCCCCUGGCUCGCAUCAAGAAAAUCAUGAAGCUGGAUGAGGAUGUGAAGAUGAUCAGUGCAGAGGCGCCGGUGCUGUUCGCCAAGGCUGCUCAGAUCUUCAUCACCGAGCUCACUCUGAGGGCCUGGAUCCACACCGAGGACAACAAGAGGCGCACCCUACAAAGGAAUGAUAUUGCCAUGGCGAUCACCAAGUUCGACCAGUUUGACUUUCUCAUCGACAUUGUGCCCAGAGAUGACCUGAAGCCGCCCAAACGACAGGAGGAGGUGCGUCAGACUGUGGCGUCGGCUGAGCCGGUGCAGUACUACUUCACUCUGGCCCAGCAGCCGGGCACCGUGCAGGUCCAGGGCCAGCAGCAAGGCCAGCAGGCCGGUGGCCAAACCGCCACCACACUACAGCCAGGACAGAUCAUCAUCGCCCAGCCACAGCAAGGACAGGUGUUGCAGGGAGCCACUAUGCAGCAGCUGCAGCAGGUGCAAGUGCAACAACAGGGCACACCCAUCACGAGUGCUCCGGUGACCAUGCAGGUGGGUGAGGGCCAGCAGCUGCAGAUAGUGCAGGCGCAGGGGCAGCAGCAGACACAGCAGGUGCAGGCGGGAGGACAGACCAUGCAGGUCAUGCAGCAGAUCAUCACCAACACAGGAGAGAUCCAGCAGAUACCGGUACAGCUGAGUGGAGGCCAGCUCCAGUACAUCCGCUUGGCUCAGCCAGUGUCGGGCACGCAGGUCGUUCAAGGGCAAUUACAGACGCUUGCUACAAACGCUCAGCAGUCUCUUCUUCAGAUCACACAGGCGGAUGUGCAGCAAGGCCAGCAGCAGUUCAACCAGUUUACAGACGGACAGCAGUUGUAUCAGAUCCAGCAGGUCACGAUGCCAGCAGGACAGGAGCUGAGCCAGCCCAUGUUCAUCCAGUCCACCAAUCAGACGGCAGACGGCCAGGUGACCACGCAGGUCAGCGCGGACUGAGCCCCGCCCCCCCUUCCCUCCAGCACCGCCUCCACGGCCCCGGGUGAUGAGACGAGGGGGGUAUCCUCCUCGUCCCGCUACAACGCAAUACCCACGAUGCCCCGAUAUCCGGGGGGGCAACUACGUCAACCCACCCCAUAUCACCCCUCUCUUACCAUCCACCCAGCCCCCAAACACAUCCAGAAGCCCAUCAUCAUCAUCAUCAUCAUCAUCAUCCUCAUCCUUCCCCCUCUUUUCCUGUUCCUGUGCUUCUCUGUAAAGAGCCACUUCCUCUCCUGACAACCAGUGCUCAGUGAGAACCAACCCCAGGGCCUGAGCCUGCAGUCAGCCUCCUGGCUCCCCUGUUCUCCCUUCUCCUCUGGUAGAACCCUGUUCUUCCUUCUCCUCUGGUAGAACCCUGCUCUCCCUUCUCCUCUGGUAGAACCCUGCUCUCCCUUCUCCUCUGGUAGAACCCUGUUCACCCUUCUCCUCUGGUAGAACCCUGUUCUUCCUUCUCCUCUGGUAGAACCCUGUUCACCCUUCUCCCCUGGUAGAACCCUGUUCUUCCUUCUCCUCUGGUAGAAGUCCAAGGAGGUGCCGAUGGCUGAGGCGCAGUCUGACCUUUUUAACUCUCAGUUCACCAGUUGGUCUGACCCGCUACAGGGUGCCCUGGCUUUAUGACUCGUCACAGCCGGCCCAACCCCUCAGAUAUGGGUUCUCUGUCUUGCACUUUCUUUCCCUCUUUCCGCUCUGGUUCUCUCAUUCGCUUUCAUUUGGUUUCUCCUCUAUAACCGGCUGGCAUUUGGGUCCUAAUUUCUUUAAUAUCCAUCUCACUUGCCUUUUCUCUUGCUUUUUCCCCCUCUUCCUUCAUGACGUCAUCCUCAGCUAGUUGCAUUCUCUCCUCGCUGCUUGACCUCUGCCCUUCUGUGAUGCGUUUGGUGUUCUAGUGAAAGGGCUUCCAGUCGUUCUCCUUCAGCCCUGAGCGAAGGAGACCCUGCUGUCCAUACGGCCACGAGUUUAAACAGAGAGGAGAAUCAUGACAUCUUAUGUGUAGCCUAACAAGUUUAGAAAACGAAGUAAUAAAACGACAAACAAAGCCAUAGACUACACGCACACACACACACACGCGCGCACACACACACACACACACACAC
Molecule: messenger RNA, 3017 nt
Organism: Clupea harengus (Atlantic herring)
Lineage: Eukaryota; Metazoa; Chordata; Actinopteri; Clupeiformes; Clupeidae
Gene: nfyc
Product: nuclear transcription factor Y, gamma
Biological process (GO): regulation of transcription by RNA polymerase II
Cellular component (GO): CCAAT-binding factor complex; nucleus
Molecular function (GO): DNA-binding transcription activator activity, RNA polymerase II-specific; RNA polymerase II cis-regulatory region sequence-specific DNA binding; protein heterodimerization activity
Source: RefSeq, a predicted model, not a curated record